GCUUGGAGGCGAACGGUGAACUGAUCGGAUUAGUUAAUACGGAAAACGGAAACCCAUCCUUAUAUGACGUGCAUUUCAUAUGAGUCAUUCUGUCAAAGUCAUCCAGUCAUCUUUCACCUGUACCAACGUCAAAGGAAAUUAUUGAUUUGCAAAAAUAAAGCAAAUAAUAAAGUAUUUAAACUUUAAACUUAUUAUUCUUCACUACGUUACGAUAUUUUACACGAAUAUAUGUAACAGGUAUGUAUACAAAAGCGUAUAACGCAAAGCAACUGCCAUUUCAAAUUUCAGGUGUGAACAAUAAGAAAACAUCAUGGAAAGUAAUUAUUCCUCUUAUCAAAAUGGGGGGCAAAACAGAGAGCAAGACUUCCAAAAGCUCUCACAGACCAUUGCUACUAGUAUCCAGAAAAUAUCUCAAAAUGUUUCAUCAAUGCAGCGAAUGGUGAAUCAGAUAGGUACUCAUCAAGAUUCCCAGGAAUUGAGAAAACAACUACAUUCCAUCCAACACUAUACUCAUCAGCUUGUCAAAGAUACCAAUGGAUACCUUAAAGAUCUUGGUGCUAUACCCAGCUCUCUGUCUCAGUCAGAGCAGAGACAACGCAAAAUGCAACGCGAGAGGCUUCAAGAUGAAUUUACAGCUACUCUAAAUGCAUUCCAAAAUGUCCAACGUAGCACAGCUGCUAAGGAAAAGGAACAAGUUAAUAAGGCUAAAGCACAGAUCUAUGGUGAACCACAUUUACCUGGUUAUAAAAGUAAAGACCAGCAGCUGAUUGAACUUCAAGAUAGCCAAUCUAAGCAAAUCCAAAUGCAAGAAGAAGCUGAUCUGAGAGCUUUGCAAGAACAGGAACAGUCUAUCAGGCAGUUAGAGAGCAACAUAGAUGAUGUGAACCAAAUAUUUAAACAACUUGGAGCAUUGGUUCAUGAGCAAGGGGAGAUGAUAGAUAGUAUCGAAGCGAAUGUUGAAAGAACCAGCGAUUUUGUCCAGCAGGGGGCGCAACAGCUGCGCGAGGCUAGCACCUACAAGAACAAAGUCAGAAGGAAGAAAUUGAUAUUUGCUGCUAUUGGUGCUGCAAUUUUAGCUGUGAUCAUACUCAUUAUAAUAUGGCAAACAACAAAUUAAGGUGGUAUUAUAAGUCAACUGCCUAGAAUAUUCUGUAAACCACACAAUCUGAUAAUGAAUGAAAGGAUUCAUACAGAGAACUCCAUAUACCACUGACGUCGUAAUGUGUAUGAGAGAGAAGCGCGAAUAGCGUGCAAUACGUAUGUUAAGAAAAGAUAGAAGCACCACGUUGGCUAGCAACCCGAGUGACGAAGUCAUGGAUGCAGAAGCUGCUUACCGCGUAGCCAUCGACGCACUCUUGCUAAUAUAAUAUUGCACCACUUUUCUCUCGUACACAUUGCUGCAUCAGUGAUGUUUAUAUAAUCACAAUUCACAUAAAGAUUAUUUUGGAAAACAAAUUUCCUUGGAAAGUUUGCUUCAUCCUCACAUUUUUUGUUUUUGAUCCUUUCUCUCUUGAGUUACAGAAUAUGCUAGCAAAGUGUUUCUAAAGUGAAUAUUGGAAGAAUUAUUUUUUAUGUUCAUAAGGAGAAAUGUUUUAUCUAGUCUAGUAAAUUUGGUAUGAAGUUUCAGAUGUAAGUGCUGCCUUGUAAAAUUUAUAUUUUUUGUGAAUUUUGUAUUCAGUGCUUUAGAAACACGUAUUAUAUGUCUAAAGAUACCUAGUAUUUGUUAGCAAUAUAAAAAAUAUUUGGUACUGUAUAUUGAGAUUGUUGACCUGCUCUAAAAGCAUUUAUAAAUUUGAAUUUUUUAGUGCCAAUAAUUUAACGAUUGCAUCGAAUUUCAUUCGUUCAUGGAACUCAAAUUACUGAAACUUAUUUUCCAUUAUAAAUACUGAAAGUAUUCGAAUCAGGCUUUACCCAGGUACAGUUGAUAUGGUUAGGGUGGGCAGGCAAAGGAAAUCAGAGUUAUAACAAUUGAGUAUUUUCAGGUAGUUGUCCAAGAUUUUCCUACUCACCAAGAAUUUAAAGACGUCUAAUGUCUAUUCAAAUCUUUUUUGCUACUCAAAACGACGUAAUUGUGAUGUGACUUUGGAGGGCAUCACACAUCAUUUUGUGACAGCCUGAUUUUUACAUUGUCUAUUCCCAACAUCACUUUAAGUUGCUAUAAAUUAAGUACUAUUUUAUUGCUGUAGAUUUUAACCUCUUACGUCCAUAUUAUGCUUAUAAUUUAUGCACCAUUUUUAUUUGUAUAUAAACAGAUCAUAUAAUAAAUUGUUUUUUCGUUUGA
Acanthoscelides obtectus is the source of this 2281-nucleotide messenger RNA. Lineage: Eukaryota; Metazoa; Arthropoda; Insecta; Coleoptera; Chrysomelidae. The record is from the annotation of a GenBank genome assembly.